AUUUUCCGAUUUGCUAAUUCGUCUUUCUUUCAAGAAGGGAUGACACGAGCGUGGAUCACGAUGUUGGGGUUGCUGGCGUCGAUCGCGAUGGCGGCGCCUGACGUGGCAUUCCAUAAGGCAUGUGCAGGGAAUGAUGUGAAGACAGUGGUGUCGAUCUUGAAAGCUGCGCCGGAUGUGCUGAACGAGAUCGGCCCAGACGGUGGCCAGACAUGUUUGAUGCGCGCCGUGCUGUUCGGGUCCAAAGCAGUCGUGAACCACUUGCUGUCGAACACAAACGUCGACGUGACUAUAGGCGAAAAGGACGGGUAUACUCCACUUCAUGGAGCAGGGUUCCAAGGCCGCGCCGAGAUUGCGAAGAUCCUUAUCGCCCAUGGUCUAGACCCCCUCGACCAGCAUGAAGACGGAUACACACCGAUGCAUCGUGCUGCAUGGGGCGGCGAAAGGCGACACACUGAAACUGUCCUGGCGUUCUUGGAAGCAGGCGUUCCGGCGGACCUCAAGGCUGGCGACGGCCGCACAGCACUGGAAAUGACUCACAGUCCAGCGACAGUGCGCGUUUUGAUGGAGCACGGCGCGAGCGGAGGGAGCCUGUAGAAGAUUCGUCUUUCGUAGUUACUACGAAUGAUUAAUGAAGUAACUCACAAUCCGCGAGGUUUGCUCGUGCGAUCGUGGUUUGUCCGUGCUUGGUCCACCAACGGUAUCACACCAACACGAUGGAUAUUCCACCAAAAAGGUCCUGGGGCAUGAC
This is a messenger RNA of Aphanomyces invadans, 748 nucleotides long. RefSeq lists its product as hypothetical. Gene Ontology annotation, molecular function: protein binding. NCBI's taxonomy places the organism in Eukaryota, Oomycota, Saprolegniomycetes, Saprolegniales, Verrucalvaceae. The transcript has a single exon. The coding region runs from base 40 to 594 and encodes 184 amino acids. The record is from RefSeq and is a predicted model, not a curated record.